GCUUGUCCAGGCUGUGGAGGUUCGGUGUAACGUGAAGCAGCGUCGCAGAUACAACUGUCUGAAGUGAAAGCAACCUGCGUGACGGCUACAUCUUUGGGCUUCAAAACAAGAUAUUUUGCAGAAACAUCUGAGUGACCCCACAGCCCCAACUUGAAAGCUCCAGUCCAGUCUAAUUUGCUCCCUGUGGACUUCAGUCUCCAGUCUUCACCAAAGCAGAGUCCAGCCUUUGAAGCUGGACGGAGGAGAGGCGAGCAGAGCCGAGGGCAUGGCCUUCGUGCUGAGACACAGAACUGCCAACAUCCCCGAGUCCACAGAGAGUAAAGAGGCGAAGACUACAUCUCCGAUGAGUCCACGAGGCAAAGAGGAGACCACCACCUCAGGGUUAAACAAUCACCUCAUCGCUGCAGUGUGCCCCUCUCGUAAUGGUAGUUUACUGGACAGUGAGCAGCAGAAGAGGGAGGGAGAGUUGGAUGACAGAGGAGGAGAGAGGGAGCCUGAGGAAGAGGAGAGGGCUAGUGGUGAUGAAGGCUUUAUGUCGAUGACUCCGCUGCUGCAGGCCCACCACGCCAUGGAGAAGAUGGAGGAAUUUGUACACAAGGUGUGGGAGGGGCGCUGGCGAGUUAUACCCCACGACGUCCUUCCUGAUUGGCUGAAGGAUAAUGACUUCCUGGUUCACGGACACAGGCCGCCUAUGCCGUCAUUUCGUGCCUGUUUCAAAAGUAUCUUCAGAAUUCACACUGAGACGGGGAACAUCUGGACACAUCUGCUAGGUUGCUUGUUCUUCCUGUGCUUGGGCCUCAUGUACAUGUUCAGACCUAACAUGUCGUUCGUUGCGCCUGUUCAGGAGAAAGUUGUGAUUGGGAUGUUCUUUUUGGGGGCCAUCCUCUGCCUCUCGUUUUCGUGGCUCUUCCACACAGUCUACUGCCACUCGGAGGGCGUGUCCAAAGUCUUCUCCAAACUGGACUACAGCGGGAUAGCUUUCCUGAUCAUGGGCUCCUUUGUGCCUUGGUUGUAUUACUCGUUCUGGUGCUCUCCUCAGCCCUGCCUCAUAUACCUCCUCGUCAUCAUCGUCCUGGGACUGGCAGCCAUCUUUGUCUCUCAGUGUGACUUCUUCGCCACGCCGCAGUACAGAGGAGUUCGAGCAGGUGUGUUUGUGGGCCUGGGUCUCUCUGGAGUAGUUCCAACACUGCACUUUGUGAUCAGCGAAGGCCUGAUCAAAGCCACCACCAUCGGGCAAAUGGGCUGGCUCUUCCUCAUGGCCACGCUCUACAUCACCGGUGCCUGUCUGUAUGCCGCACGCAUCCCCGAGAGGUUCUUCCCUGGAAAAUGUGAUAUCUGGUUCCACUCUCAUCAGCUGUUUCACAUUCUGGUCGUGGCCGGAGCGUUCGUUCAUUUCCACGGAGUCUCAAACCUGCAGGAAUUUCGCUACACGAUCGGUGCGGGAUGCACAGAAGACGGUAACCUUUAACCUUUCGCAAAACAAAAAAUAAAUAUCUAUGAAAAAUCCACCGAGAAGUGCUCAAAGAACUGUACACGUGGCAAGAAUGGCACUAUAAGCUCCCAUUCGAAACCAGUGUGUCUUGUCUAAGCGCGGAGACGUUAAGUGUUGUCAAUGCCUUCUCAUUUGGGGUUAAAACAACUACUUCCCAAAUCUUUUUCAAAGUUUUGGAGGGGCACAAUUGUCGAUUUUCUGAUGGAGAGGUUAUAAUUUUCAGUUUGUAUGGAGACAUUAUGAGGUGGCCGAAUGUUAUUGUUCAAACUUAUAAUAUUAAAAAAGCUGAGUUUUAGAUUUGCUUCUGGUUUUGUUAAGGUUACCAAUUUUGGACUAAUAAGGAGAUAUGGGAGGGUUGGUUAAUUCAUAGUAGUCACUUUUACAUAGAUACAAAGGUAACUGUAAAUAAGAUUUCUACAUUUUUUGGGUUAUAGAUUUGUAUAAAAUAUAAAAACACAAAAAAGAUUGAAAGAAGGUUUCUAAUUUUACUUUGGUGAGGUGCUAUUGCAAAUUAUGUUGGAAUUUCAAAAAAUUAAAAAUUAUCAAAUCUUAUCUUUUAUGGGGCAGACGCCAACACUUGCUGUGAAAGACAAAAUAUUUGAUUUGACAAAAUAAUUAAUCAAAAUAUGUUUUUCAGGUAUCAAAAAAAAAAAAAAAAAAAGAGGCCUCUUGGAAAAAAUAUAUUUUAUAAUGUAUUAUGCUUACAACCAAAUGGAAAAUAGGAUCUAUGUCAAACAGCCAUGUAUUUCCCUUAUUUCUCUCAUUUAUUUUUCUAUGUGAUUAUUUCUUAUUUGAAAUAUUAAUUGGAUGCAAUAUAUUCCCUUUACGUGCCCAAAAUAAAAAUUUAAACAUUUUUAAUCAUGGGAAAUUCUAAAGGGCCCUAGGACCUAGCAGAUCUCUUGUUAAUCCUUUAUUUUAAUUUUCACAUAAUUUUUUUUUUUUUCUGUAAUAUAAUUUAUCUAUUUUUGUUUGGCAAAAUGAAAACUUUAAUUUCUCUUACUAUUUCUAUGUUUCACUCACUUUUUACAAAAUGGGUGAAAAUUUCAAAAUUAAUGAAUCUUCAAAUUCCUACAGAAACACUGAUAUGAUCCGGUGUGCAUUGGGUUUGCUGGAGCAGUAAGUUGGCUUUGAAAAAGUAUUUCACUAUUAUAUAUUUGGUUUUGUUUCUUUAGUUUUGUUGUUUUAUUCAUUGGAGUUUAUAUUAAUUUAUUUGGGAGAGCACAGGUGUGUUCUGAUGAGACUGAUCGCAAUAGACCUUUGUAUCUGCUGUAUUGUUCUAAUAAAAGGUUUUUCAAAGUCA
Molecule: messenger RNA, 2792 nt
Organism: Periophthalmus magnuspinnatus
Lineage: Eukaryota; Metazoa; Chordata; Actinopteri; Gobiiformes; Gobiidae
Product: adiponectin receptor protein 2-like
Exons: 9
Coding region: 266-1468 (400 amino acids)
Biological process (GO): adiponectin-activated signaling pathway
Cellular component (GO): plasma membrane
Molecular function (GO): signaling receptor activity
Source: RefSeq, a predicted model, not a curated record